AUGUCACCCCACAGAAAUGGAAACUUCUCAGUGAUGCCUUUGCAGGAGUUCAUGCUGGAGGGAUUUGAGGGAGGUCCACAGACCCAGGCCCUGCUCUUCACCCUGUUCCUGGCCCUGUACAUGGUGGCCAUCCUGGGGAACCUCACCAUGAUCGUGGUCAUCACCCUGGAUGCCCGUCUGCACUCCCCAAUGUACUUCUUCCUCAAGAACCUCUCCUUCUUAGACCUGUGCUACUCAUCUGUCAUCUACCCCAAGGCCCUGGCCAACUUCCUGUCCUCCUCCAAGGUCAUCACCUUUGCAGGUUGUGCCACCCAGUUCUUCUUCUUCUCCCUGCUGGCUACUUCUGAGACUGUCCUCUUGGCCGUGAUGGCCUUUGACCGCUUCGUGGCCAUCUGCAGCCCCCUGCACUAUCCCAUCUCCAUGCGCCCCUCGGUCUGUGCCCGCCUGAUGCUGGGCUCCUACUGUGGGGGCUGCCUCAACUCCAUCCUGCAGACCAGCUUCACAUUCAGCCUCCCGUUCUGCAGCUCCAACCACAUCGACCACUUCUUCUGUGAUGUGCCUCCUAUGAUCCAGAUUGCCUGUGCUGACACGACCCUCAAUGAGCUGGUCUUGUUUGGCAUCUGUGGCCUCAUCAUCGUGGGCACCACACUCGUGGUCCUCAUCUCCUACGGCUACAUCACAGGGACCAUCCUGAGGAUGCGCUCAGGAGGAGGGAGACACAAGCUCUUCUCCACCUGCGGCUCCCACGUGACAGCCGUGUCCCUCUUUUACGGGACCCUUUUUGUCAUGUAUGCCCAGCCGGGAGCUGUGGAGUCCAUGGAACAGGGCAAGGUGGUCUCUGUCUUCUACACCCUGGUCAUCCCGAUGCUCAACCCCCUCAUCUACAGUCUGAGAAACAAGGACGUCCAGGAUGCCCUGUGGAGACUGGGGCAGAGACACAGAGCCACGUGAAGGAGGGUGG
Odocoileus virginianus texanus is the source of this 961-nucleotide messenger RNA. RefSeq names its product olfactory receptor 9S13-like. Gene Ontology annotation, biological process: G protein-coupled receptor signaling pathway. The record is from RefSeq and is a predicted model, not a curated record. Gene Ontology annotation, cellular component: membrane. Gene Ontology annotation, molecular function: odorant binding; olfactory receptor activity; G protein-coupled receptor activity. Lineage: Eukaryota; Metazoa; Chordata; Mammalia; Artiodactyla; Cervidae.